AUGAACAGAAGGUUAAAUGAAUACUCUUUGCAGGUUUAUCGAGUGGUUUGCUUGGUUAUUGUAUUGUGUUGUGUUUGGUGUAGUGCAAGUAGUGAUUCUGAAGAUGAUUAUGUGUAUGAGGAGGCUCACGCGAUACAACAAGCUAAUAGAAUAGUAGAUAUGAUUGUACCUUUGCUUAACUUGCAUAUAAUCCAAGAGAAGCGAAUAUUCGCAAGCAAGAUCCAAAGCAUACGCCAAUACCUUGAUCAAUUGGUAGAAGUAGAAGGGCGUAUGAGCCAGAACUUAAACCAAUCUAGCCACGAUUAUUUCGACCCAGUUAUAAAGGAGUACGAACGUAUAAUAGAUCGCUCGCCAUCUCUAGUGGUUAGAGAAGUGCUAAUACAGAAAAGUGCCGCGAUAAUAGCCCGGAAGCUAUUAGGCUACAUAAAUGGCUGUCUUGAUGGUAAAUAUAUACGUGUCAUAAGGUCUGGUAAAAUAGAGGAUGUAAUAGCUCAAGUGAGAGAAUUGAACGAUAUUAAGUUUGAUCGUAGCACUCUAGAAACACAACUGCAGACAAACAAACUCAGACGAACAGCAACAGAGAUAGAGAUAGAAGAAAAAAUAGCCAAGAUUGAAAUCAAGGUCAUUGAGUUAGCCAAACACUAUGAUUCCAAUGCAUUAUACGAGCGAUACAACGAAGCCGAGGAAGAAGAAGCAGAACUAAACCAAUUCCUGGAAAAGGAAGACCAUACAACAAUACUCGAACUAGCCAAAGAAUUGGAAGAAAAUGUAGGAAACAGAACAUCUAAAGAUGUGUGUGGACUAGUAGCUAGUGUAGGCGCAGUUAUAGACACUCUAAGUACAAAAAUACAGGAAUUAGACAGAGAUAAGAAACCC
Molecule: messenger RNA, 876 nt
Organism: Nematocida homosporus
Lineage: Eukaryota; Fungi; Microsporidia
Exons: 1
Source: RefSeq, a predicted model, not a curated record